Molecule: messenger RNA, 2102 nt
Organism: Suillus paluster
Lineage: Eukaryota; Fungi; Basidiomycota; Agaricomycetes; Boletales; Suillaceae
Exons: 2
Coding region: 225-1928 (567 amino acids)
Source: RefSeq, a predicted model, not a curated record
CGUAGUACCCGCGCUAUAGCCUAUGAAUGUUUCUUCUUGAGGCAAACUCUAUUUCCAACAUUUCCCUUCAAUUCGCUUCUCGUUCACGAAUCGACCAAGAACACACUACAGCUCGUCGAUUUCACGAUUGAAAAACACAGGAACACUGGGCAUUAAUAUUGGUACUACGUACGUGGGUGACGCAAGUCGCUGUUUAGAAUUGCAGCCUCUUCGAGAGGUUAUCCAUGAUCACGCGUUCCGCUUCCCUCGAUGUUAUUCCUAAGAGUAGGACCGCUUUCGUUGAGCAAUUAGACGAAGACAUAGCUGCAUUAGCCGAGUCCUUGCGCAUCCUUCGCUCUCGCAGGAAUGCUGCUGUCUUCAUAUCUUGCCUUCCAUCCGAGAUUCUCGCGACCAUCUUCACACAUAUCGUAGAAGAGGAGAGCUUCAAGAGCUAUGUUAAUACGGGCACACCGACGCGCCGUUGUGGUGCUCCUACUCCAAUGAUAGUCACACACGUCUGCAGGCAAUGGCGCCAAGUUGCCCUCGAGUGCCCGACUCUUUGGGCAUUCAUCGACUGCGUCCAUGUUGAUUGGCUAUCCAUCAUGUUUCAGAGGUCGAAGAAAGCUGCUUUGGUCGUCACAUACAGUGCACCGCUCUCGCUAAUACAUUGCGUGGAGCAACUUCUUUCACAAUUGCCUCGAAUCAAAGUCCUCCAGUUGUGCUCAUUUCCAUCAGAUGUUAAUCGCAUUUUCCACUGCUUAUCAUCACAGCCCGCACCGUUGCUUCAAAUAUUUAAAUUCUCGGUCAUGGAGGGGCGUCACCUAGGAAUCGUCAAGCCCAUAUCAGACGCCAUUUUUCAAGGACGAGCACCUCAACUUCGGAGCGUCGAGCUUAUGCAAUGCACCUUCAGUUGGACAUCGUGUAUUUUCAGCGGACUUCGAACUCUAGCUCUCAGACGAAUAGGAUCUUCCUCUUAUCCUACUCUGUCGCAGCUCCUGUCAGCUCUCAGACGUAUGCCUGGCUUGGAGCUGCUUAUGCUUGAGCUGCCGUGCAGAAAUUCCGGGGACACAGAGCUCUUCGAUCAUGUCCCACUCACUCAAUUGAAAAAUAUAGCGCUGGAUGCCUGCACCAUCCCAACCGCUGUAUCUCUCUUCUCACAUCUAGUCCUUCCCGUCGAUGUCGGGAUUGCUCUAAACCUCGCACAAAGUGAAAGCCCUGAAGGCUUUUCUAAUCUAUUUUCGGUCAUAUACAAGAACCCUGACGAAUCUGGUCCUGUCAUGCGGUCCCUGGGUGUCAGCCUUACGUUCCAAACAUUCCGGGUCCAAUUCAGCACUUCAAUGACGUUCAAAUCUGAGGAUUUGUGGAAGACUCGUGACGGUGAUAUAUCACUCUCGAUUCAAUUCGAACGUGACACCUCCACCACAAACCCAACCAUCGUAUUUGACAUGUGUCGGAUGGUCCCGCAUCGCAAAAUUCAAAGUUUGUUUGUGUCAUCCUACCUUCAUCUCACAGAAAAUUUCUGGCACGCAGGGUCCGCUGACCUUCUGGAACUCGAAAGUAUCCAUUUGAAGAGCGCCUCUAUUGGAGUUGGAGGCUUGAUCGCUGCGCUCCAGAGCGAAGGCGCGCAGAGCUCGGAUAUAAUAUAUCCUUCGCUCCAUGCUCUUGAACUCGACAAUAUCGACUUCGCAUGUGAUGAACCUCAAGCACUUCGGGACAUUGUCAUAAAGCGAGCCAAACACGGUAUCGGUAUACACAGACUCCGACUAGCCAAAUGCUACAAUUUGAUGAACGAUGGGGUGCAGCUCCUUAGGGAAGUGGUUGCAGACGUUGACUGGGAUGGGCACUCGGUGCCCCUCACGGACCCCUUCAAUGGACGCUGCUGUUGUGCCAGUUGCGGGGGCGAAUAUUCUGAUUAUUCUGAUGACGAUGAUACGAAUUCGGAGGACUAGUUCUAAUGAGUCUGUCACCAUGAUAGACGUUUGCACAAUAUUUAUGAUGAUUUGUUUCGAACGCGAGAUUGCGAUACACUAUGUAUUGGCGCUACUUACGUAGUGUCACAAUUGAAUACUACGGAUUGUGAUCUAACCUUUUAAAUUUUAUCGGGUUAGCUAGACUAGUCCUUC